This is a messenger RNA of Helicoverpa zea (corn earworm), 6300 nucleotides long. RefSeq names its product folliculin-interacting protein 2. Lineage: Eukaryota; Metazoa; Arthropoda; Insecta; Lepidoptera; Noctuidae. The record is from RefSeq and is a predicted model, not a curated record. Gene Ontology annotation, cellular component: cytoplasm. Gene Ontology annotation, molecular function: ATPase inhibitor activity; protein-folding chaperone binding. The transcript is spliced from 13 exons. Bases 216 to 3335 code for a protein of 1039 amino acids.
AUGAGAUGUAAGCUAGUACACCAGCACAUUCCACUGCAAACGGACGCUCGUCCGUUCACACUCGCCUAUCGAUGUGCAUUUAGUGUUAAUCAUUAUCAGUGGUUGCAUUUCUUUGACCUGUGAGUGUACAUGACACAGUUUUGUCACUGCAUACAUUGCAACUUUGAUAUUUUGGUGAGCAGCUGUGAGGACAGCUGAUGUGACUAUGAAAUAAAAUGAAAUUUAGGUCCUGUCAGAUAAAUCCGGAGCAAGUGCGGUUGCUUCUAUUCAAGGAGUGCGAUUGGAGAGGCAGGAAGCUCUUGUUUGACUCUGCUGCAGUUCAGAAGAUCCCAGCUAGUAAAAAUGACAAGCCUAACGUCAGACAGUCGGAUGAAGUGCCAUGCAUUCUGGAGGUGUCCGAGGGGUUCACGUAUCUGUACAAGGGACCGGCGGCCGAUGCGAACGUACUCGGCGAGAUGAUAUUUGGAGCGGUCGCCAUGAACUACAAGAGUGUAUCGUUGAAAAUCCACAUCAUGGAUGAACCUAGAAGGUUGAUGUGCUCAAAAGUGUUCUGCGUGCCAUCGCGUCGCAUCAGCCGGGUAGAUCGUAACCCUGAACGGAGGGAAGCGAGCGGUUGCGGCGAGAGCGGUGACCGGUCCAAGCCGCUGAGUGUUCCUCUAGUGAGGGAAGAAGGAGUGUCUUUGAGCUUCUCACUUGAUAGGGGAGAUUCGGGUUACUAUGGAGAUCAUUCGCCGUACAGCAGUGUGGGUUCAACAAAUGACUAUUUCUCCAUGUGCGAUAUAUGGGACAGCAACAACCAGGAUGAUUUCUGCUCUUUUCAUCUACCACCUGGCAGAAAACUGAGUACUUCAAGUAACGGCAGUUGGCAACGAAGAACUUUCCAGAAUAUGGCCACCAGAUUUGACGUUGGACACCAAAGUAACAACCUGCUAGGAGUUCCCACCAAAACAAGCAAUGCGGCUAGUUCAGAUUCACAGUUGUACAGCAACAGCACGACAAGUGGUACAAGCGACAGCAUAGCCAGCACAGGGUCGGCGAUGAUGCAUCGGAAGAACAAACUCGGCCUAGCGUUGCUGAUCAGCGUCAACGAUUCUACGCAACUUGACGUAGUGAGGCGAUGUCUGGAACACUCGCCGCAGCUACAAGCACUGGUGUGUCGGCUGCGACUGGCGACAUUAGCGGCCGGCGCCACCGGCGGCCGAGUGUCUACGCUGUACCAAGCGGCCGAACAUGCUGCUUGCUGGUUGUCAGACCUGGUGUACGGGCCUCGCCUACAGCCGAUGUGGUUGAAUCUAGUCACGGGAGACUCGCGGGCCUCCAACAAACUCGCCGAGACCCUACUGUCCGAUCUCUGCUCCGUAUUAACUGUGGGAGACACCAAAACCACCAAUUUUUUCAUCAGCACGCUACUGACGCACGUGCUGACGUACCACCUGGGCUGGGUGGCCACCGUGAGUCCGUACGACACAAUAGACCACCAAGCGAGGCCAACUGACGCUGUAUCUAGGCCCUACAACGCGCUGUGGGCGCAACUCAACGAUCUCUGCGGCAGCAUCGGGUUCCCUCCCCGCGCUGCCCGCACCAUCAUCAGCGGACAAACCAACACACAGUUCCUGAACAGACUCCUUAUCGUCCUCACGUACUUCUUGCGCUGCGGUGACGUCAGGCGGAAUGACUUCCAAUUCCAAGACUGCAAGCUCACUGAAGCAAAAGUCGUGAGCGUAACACCCGAAGUCACCGACCUGAAGAGGACAUCCACACACGCGAUCAAACUCGCGCUGUGCGAAGCGGACAGUUUAACAGUGCCGUCGGUGAAUACUGUGAACAGUGAUAGUAGUGUCAGUACGUUAGCGGCCAGCGAGGUCAGCAUCAAGCGGUCGUCCACGCUCGCCAACUUAGGUCAAAAGCUCUCUAAUAGCUCCGACUUCGUAGUAACAGACUGUAGUUCCACCAGCGAACUGCCGGUCACGAGCCAGCUCAAGCGGAACCCAACCAUGAUGCUGUCGUUGAAGGCCUCUUCGGAUUCUAGUCUUAAUUCGUCACUUUCCGAGAAUGAGGUGGAGGAGAAGAAAGUAGUUUUUGUGUUAGGUGAUAACGACAAACUCGUGGGCCUGAAGAACAAGUCAGUAGACGGGAAAUCCGUGAAGAAGUCUUCCAAAGUCCACCAUGAACCUGUAACCCUAGAAGUACCAGAGAAGUUGACUGAACCAUGCAAGAAAGAAGGCUGUGUGCAGGACAAGCGGGCGGACAGUCCGUCGAAAUGCUGCGGGCAAACGCUUCAACAUUCCAAACCAAUCAAACAUUCCGGUUUUAAGUUCGAGUUCGAUAAGUACCCUCAGAUAGUCACUAAUUAUAUGAAGAGCAAAAACUUAGAGAUAUUAGAUAGACACUAUAUUGGGAAGCCGGGGAAUUUGAAGUUGGAUAACUUCCAGUUUGAUCCGACGAUCGUGCCGCCGAUACAGGAGGAGAGAUGUGAGACUUGUGUCAAGUGUCAGCUGCUGGAGUCGAUGUUACAGACGCCGACCAACGCCUCGGAGAUGGAGUACAUGAACGACAUGCCGCGCCAGAUCGAGCCGCAGUUCGCGAAGGAGACUAUAGUGGAAUCGUCGCCGGAGAGGGACGAGACGCCAAAGACUUUUGUGAGGCAACGGAAGGAGAACACGGUGGUUGUUAACUAUGUGAAGUCGAAGGAGGAGAGUUGUGAGUCGAAGAGGAGCGAGAGGAGGGUUAACAAGGAGAAGGCGAAGGAGAAGUUAGUGGAAGUGCAGCAAGUGUUGGAGUUGCCGGUGUGCGGGCUGCGCGGGGUGAGGCAGGCGCCGCGCGCGGGGUUCGAUGCUUCGCUGCUGGGAGGAGUCACCGAUCAUUAUGUACCUGAUUUAAUUUUACAAGGAACAAUAUCCAAACCUGCUAUGUGGGAGCCGCAGCUACGUCGCGACUUGGAUCUGACAUCACACAUCAACAAAACCACGGAGUCGCCCGUACAAGCCGUCGCUAUCAUAGGCGACAUUAACACUUGGGAAGUACGCGUGGUAGGCAGAGACUGCGGUUCGGGCGGCAUGUCGUCACUGGUGGGCGCCAUGUUGGAUACCCUGCCCGCCAUGUGGAAGGCCAGGGUGCCUGCGCAACAGUGCCUAUCAUUCCUGGAAGGCAAGCUGCGCGAAUUCUGCGUGCUAUCAAAAACGUUAGCCGACAUGCUCAUGUCUACAGACUUCUGCGAUAUCGCCACUUUAACCAAAUCUCUGAACAUCGACGUGAAUGACGUUCCAUUAUUACUAGCUGUGGCCACUACCCAUACGCCGCAAGUUGCUACAAGAUACGGACUUAGUUAUGGAUAACGGUAAAUGUAGCGUGGGUUAUCCACGGUAAGGUUUGUCCGAUUAAACACCCUAAAUUACGUAAUAUUGGCAUACAUUGCGACACUACCAAUAAGGAAGACUUGUAACGGCAAUGUAUGUAAUACUCUUUUGUAGGUAUUUCAAACAUUCAACUGUUUUCUACGUAAUUAGGGUACCACCAUGAGUCCACACAAAGGACUUUUGUGAACAGAAAAAUAUGGCAAUGAUAUCCGAAAAAGUCAUGUAUCAAAGCCGAAUUUUGUAUUAUAUUUUUACCGCCAAGAUUAAUAGAGAAGUUAUCCGCCUAAGACCUAAGAGUUUAAAAAGCUUGGAUUUUUAGAUCUUUUGUUGUGAAAUUUCAUGUCAGCGUUUGUGAUUGGUUGUUAGAAAUGACCUUCGUAAUAAAUUGACGUGAGAUUUGACAGUAAAAGUGCAAUUUCGCACGUUACUAAGCCUAUAUCGCUAUGUAGAAAAUCAACACUUAAAUUAAUCACAACUUUUUCUACUCUAAAUGUUAGGUCUCUUCACCUUGCUAAGGUUUAUACCUUUCGGCAGCUUAAAACUUUCUUAUAUUUUCUUCUGCGUAAUUUAUAUGAAAUUACCCUAUUUCGACACUGUUAUUAAUCACGUCAUUUUUUAAAUGGCGCUUCGGAAACAAAGUUCGACACUACGUAUCGACCUUUGGUUGGCAUUCCAUUGACGUGUUACGUAGUUCAGUAGUAAAUGUAUGGGAUGCCAUCGUCGCGUCCAAUGUCUGUCGAAGACAUGUGUAAGUGUUCAUGACGUCAUUCUAACAUCAAUGGAAUGACACUAUAGUAUUUGAAGUGUCAAGACACGUUUUGCCUCUUCCUGUUACGUCACACUUUUUAAAAUAAUGUAUUCGUAAUUAGUGUCGAAAUGCGCAUACGAAGAUGUCAGACGGAAUUAAAAGUUCGGUCUUCUAUAUGUAACUACACUUUGAUUACCCAAAAUAUUUAUGAGGAUCGUCUUAAUUCCUUAAGGUAUGAUUGACAUUCACAUAAUUUAAGAUCCGAUAUAGUUAAAAAGGAUCUAAAAUGUAGCUCAAGAUUCCCUUCGCUUCUAGUAGCUAUGGUACAAUAUUUCUUCUUACAAUUGUUAUAAAUGUCUAUCAUAUAAUGGUAUAGCUUUAUGGGAAUGCAAGGAAUUGUCGCAAAGCGGAAUUUUAGCGACCCGCGCAGUAUUGGCAUAUAAAUGUAUGUGUAGCGAUCAUUCAUAAUACACGUAAAAGUAUUUACUUGAUUGUAUAUAGGUAUAAUUUUAGAAAAUAUCGUUAAAAUGCAUAAUGAUCAUUAAUAUUAUUAAAUUAUUGAAAACUUGCCAUAAUGUUACAACAGUAUAACAACGUAAAAUAAUACACUUACAAGUUAAACUUUAGAAUACAAAUUUUUGCAGGAGCUUUGCGCGGGAAUCUGUGAUUUAUUUAAUUUUAUAUUAUAUCGUAUAAUUUAUAUUUUUAUAUCUUGCGGUCAAAGUCUACUAUUCGUGCAAUGUGGGCGUCGCCCGGUCAAUGCCAGCGAGCAUACUAAAUUAUAAUUGCUUUAUAAAAAUGUGUCAAUAUUGCAUGAAGAGUAGACUUUGCCCGCCACAUGUACAGUAUCUAUUUUAAUUGUGAUAAAUCGUGAAAUAAUAUUGGAAUGGUUAUUGUGAUUUGAAAUCAGUUCAGGUUUUUUAAAGGCCUACAUAUAAUUGUGAUAGUCAAUUAAAUUUUGUAAAUUAAUUUAUACAUUGAAAGCUCAAAAGCUGUCAAGAUAUUUUACCUAUAUAUUUUGUUUGUAUGCUGCGUUGUCGAUGCACAAUAUUCAGUAAUCACGUAGAAGUAGAAUCUUAACAGCAUUCGGCAUCUAGGCAGUUUGGAGCAGCUAAAUAAAAUAUAUUUACUGCCACUGUAUUAAACUUUUUAACGUUAGAAAUUGUACGGAGCUAUGUGUAAUGUUAGUUAAUGUUCUGCUACUGUGAAGUUGCCGGUACAAAGGGACUUCGAUAAACUGAACAAAUAAUAAUCAAGACUAAAUAUGUAAACUGAUUCUAAUAGCUUUGAUUCUGUAGUGCACCGUUUAGAUAUUGUGCAAUUUGAAAAAAAUGUGUACCACAAAAUAGAGAGACCGAAAUAACGACAAAUAAUGACUAAUUUAAAAAAUACGGCUAAUGUUUAUUCUCCCAUUUGUAUCAUAGUCGGUGCACUAUAGAAUAAACGUAUUCUUCACAAAAUAUAAUACUCAUCGAUUUUACUAUCUACCGAAUUUGUCAUACACGAAAUUUUUGGAUGCGUUAACAUUCCAUUGCGUGCUUUUUAUAGUAGUUCGUACUUUCGUAGAAAUAGCGUGAUGGAGUAGUUGCAGUUUCGUGCUUGGCGAAUUUUUGACUAAAGGCCAAAACACACGAAGCAAUGUAAUCAACGAAGAUAAUUAUUAUUACUAGCUUGUACUACAAAUUGUAUUAAAUACAUAAUAAUAUUGUAUAAAAUUUUGAGUAUUUUCUUCAUACUUUCUUUCGUGUGUUAACGUCUUUAUCUAUUACAAAUGUAUCCUUCAAUUUCGUCUUUUAAAACUUGUACUAGUGUUCGUUAUAAAAUAGGGGACACGAAAAGAUGCUUGUAACGUAUAACGUUGUUCCUUUUUAAUCAAUAUUUGUUCAAUUACUUUUGGUUCCUCAAGCGUUCCACGGCUAAAAUCUUUAAAAAAAUAUAACCUUAAAAAGUUCAAUAUCUAAUUAAGAAAAGAAAUAUAUGAAUCUGUGCAAUACCUGUAUAAACACAAAGUUUCAUGCAUAUCUGUUAUACCUACUGUACCUACAAUUACCUGAGAAAGUCUCAGUACCUAAGUACCUUGUCUGUUUUCGUGAGGGUGAUAUGUGUAGUUAUUUUAUAAGUUCUCAUUUUUUAAAUAAUGAGUAAUACUUUUUUAUACUUUAAUCUGAUAAUAAAUUAUUUUUUUCAUAUUGAAAA